This is a messenger RNA of Drosophila innubila, 1058 nucleotides long. RefSeq lists its product as uncharacterized. Gene Ontology annotation, cellular component: nucleus; cytosol. Gene Ontology annotation, molecular function: protein-folding chaperone binding; Hsp90 protein binding. The coding region runs from base 144 to 689 and encodes 181 amino acids. NCBI's taxonomy places the organism in Eukaryota, Metazoa, Arthropoda, Insecta, Diptera, Drosophilidae. The transcript has 4 exons. The record is from RefSeq and is a predicted model, not a curated record. Gene Ontology annotation, biological process: chaperone-mediated protein complex assembly; protein folding.
ACACUGUGUGUGAGUUACUAAGCAGUCAUUCUCAUUUUGUGUCCGACAAAGCGGCUGAAAAUCGCAUUUUCUGCUGAAAAUAGACUUGCAAUCAGUGAUCGCGGCCUAAAUAAUUGAUAUAUAGACAACGUAUCAACAAUAAAAUGUCGGCAGCAGGUUCUAUUCCGCCACCCGUUUCGUGGGCUCAGCGCAACGAUUUGGUGUACGUAAUCAUCGAUGUGGAAUGCAAGGACAUUGAGCAGAAAGUGACAGAAAACAGCUUCACUUUCAAGGGUGUGAAUGUGCUGGAUGCCUCGAAGAAAUACGAAGUCACAUUGAAUUUCUUGCACUCGGUUGAUCCGGAGAAAGUGACUAGCAAGAAUAUUGGACGUUGCCUUGAAUUCACAAUACCUAAGAAAGAGAGUGGACCCUAUUGGCCUACAUUGACCACGGAUAAAACCAAAUUGCAUUUCCUUAAAGCCAACUUCACCAAGUGGCGCGACGAGUCUGACGAUGAAGAAGAUCCCAAGGACAAUGGCAUGUUCGGCAACUUGCUCAACAGCCCUAGCGGAGAUUGGAACAACAAGUUCGAUGACUUCAAUGUAGACGAAGAUGACGACUCUGAUGAUAACAUCCCCAGCCUGUCGCAAAAUGAUGAGGAUGAAGACGAGGGCGGAGAGGGUGACAAAGAAAAGAAGGCAGCUGCUUAAGCAGCUUGUUUUUUUUUGGGCAUUUUUGGAGUACUAGAGUCGUAGCGUUAGCCAAGACCCUUAUACAGUUAAGUCACACCACACACACAAACAUAACACCCCCCCCAUAUGCACACACAUACACACAGACUCAUGCGUUCAUAAACACAAUUCCAAAAAAAAGAUUAACUUGAGCUGAAAAUGCGCAAUGUUAGCGAAAACAACAAAAAAAUGAACAAGAGAUGCAUCAAUUUUUCGCUGGAUUCUCGCCGCAACAACAACAGGAAGAAAGCUACAACCAAUUCAUUGCGAAGUUUCAUUUGCAAUUUAUUAAUUUUUUGUUUCCUGUAAAUAAAGGAAAUUAAAAUAAAAACAAAAACUCAAAAUGUA